Molecule: messenger RNA, 357 nt
Organism: Prorocentrum cordatum
Lineage: Eukaryota; Dinophyceae; Prorocentrales; Prorocentraceae
Source: the annotation of a GenBank genome assembly
AUGAAGGUCGCGUACUCAAUAGUGAACCUGUACGCCGACGGAGCCGACUGGACAGACUUCCACCGCGACAACUACCGUCCCGAGGGGAACCGAAUGAAGGCGCAGGGCGGGGAGGCGAACGCGCACAACGCCACCAUAGGCGCAAGCUUCGGAGCGCAGCGCGAGCUCAGGUUCCGGCACCUGGAGACUGGCCUCGAGUUCGCGUUUCCCCAGGGCCGUUGUCGGUUGGCCAUGUCAGAGUCGCGUCUGGCCGACCCCGCACUGCGAAGGUCGCCCAUGGAUAAUUGCACCAAUUUCACAUCUUGUUUGUUCGUAGAGAGUUGCCGUCUGAAGAACCUCAAUCACUGGCCCUCUUAG